Messenger RNA from Crotalus tigris (Tiger rattlesnake), 1408 nucleotides. RefSeq names its product coiled-coil domain containing 59 (gene CCDC59). Gene Ontology annotation, cellular component: nucleus. Lineage: Eukaryota; Metazoa; Chordata; Lepidosauria; Squamata; Viperidae. The transcript has 5 exons. Bases 29 to 745 code for a protein of 238 amino acids. The record is from RefSeq and is a predicted model, not a curated record.
CGUGCGACAAAACUGAACAGAUUGCCUGAUGGCGCCAGUUGGGAAGCAUAGAGACUCUCCGAGCUUCAAUAAAAAUGGAGGAAAGGAAAAAGCUCCGGCUGGUCUGAUUCGGAAGCAGCCCCGGCGAUGGGACAGGGGAAGCCUGAAGGAGGGUCAAGGUUUUGCCAUUUGGAGAAAACAAAAGAUUCAACGUGACUACAAAAAGUUACUUAAAAAGGAAAGAAAUGUGAAUCCACAGAGGAAUGUUGGGUAUACCGAAGAUUAUCCCGAACACCUGAAACAUCUUUAUUUAGCUGAAGAGGAAAUGCUUCAGAAACAGCAGAAACCUAAAUAUAAACCAGUAGUACUUGAAGAGAAGGAGAUGGUAACUUCAGAAGAAUGGAGCUCCGACCUGCAUUUCACUGGGGGACCCCACAGAAGAAGUGGACCAGCGAGGCGAAGCAAGUAUCAAUCCAUGGGAGGCCUGGCUGCAACAUUAAGCAGGAGCAAUGUGAUUCAGAGAAAAUGUAAAGCAAAAACUUCAAACCAGAAAGCAAAAGAGGAUUAUGAGAAAAUAAAGAUUGAACGAGACAAGAAAAAAGAAGCAGCCAAAAAAAGGAGAGAAGAAAGAGAACAAGCUCAAAAACUUUACAAACAGAAGAAAAUGGAAACAUACAAAAUAUUAAGUAAAAGGACUAGAAAAGGACAGCCAAAUCUAAAUUUACAAAUGGAAUAUCUGCUUCAAAAAAUCGAGCAAAAAGCAUAACUUGUCACAUUGUUUUAAAUUACAGACACAAAAAAAUAAUAUGAACUGGAUACGGACUUUUUUUCUGUAAUGGUCUACCCUUUCAUUUUGUAGUGUCAGCUCUUACUAAAGCUUAUUAAAUUAUAAUGGAAAUAUUUUUGCCAAUUUAGAUCUAUUUGCAAGGAUUUUAAAAUUAAAAUUUGAAUAGUCUUAUAUGAAAAUGAUCUUUGUUUUAAAAAAUGCAGGUAAAGUUUUGGAAUGCAUGUACAUUUGUGCUGAUUUAAAAAAUCCUUUUGCUUUGAUAUAAUUUCUGACUGGGCAUGUGUAGAACUGUAUUGCUGUUUUUAGUACAACUGGUCUUCUGUUUACUUAAAGUUUGCAAUACUUUGUUUUCCUCUGUUCUCUGUUUUCUUGUGCAUAUAUUCAAAAUGUAAAUGACUAUGAGCAAAAUGUUCUUGGCAUAACUUGAUAAAAUACAAAUAGUUUGCCAAAUAUAGUGUAAUUAAUACUAUGAUAAACAUGAGCAUAUAAAAUGCAUACAGAAAUAUAACAGGAUUAAUUUUAAAAAACAAUAAUUAAUGGGAUUUAGUUGGAACAUUGCAGGAAAUUUUUUUGUAUGUAAUCUAUAUCUAGAUAGAGAUAACAUGCAACACUGAAAAUUACAAUAAAUGGUUUAAGAAUAUC